AUGAAUUCUGAAACAAGCUUUCUAAUUCCACCCGUCUUCAAUGGUGAGAAUUAUCAAGCUUGGGCAAUUAGAAUGAUGGUUCAUCUUGAAGCACUAGAUCUAUGGGAAGCAGCAGAAGAGGACUAUAAAGUAACUCCUCUUGGAGAUAAUCCAACAGUGAAUCAGAUGAGACAUCACAAGGAGGGAAAGACAAGGAAAGCCAAAGCCAAAGCAUGCCUUUUCUUAGCGGUAUCUCCUUUAAUUCUUACCAAAAUUAUGCAAAUGAAGUCUGCUGCAGAAAUUUGGGAGUAUCUUGAAAAGGAAUACCAAGGAAACGAAAGAGUUCAAAAUAUGCAAGUGAUGAAUCUGAUUCGGGAAUUUGAAAUGAAGAGAAUGAAAGAAUCAGAAACCAAAAAAGAUUAUGCAGAUCAGUUACUUGACUUAGCCAAAAAGGUGAGAUUGUUUGGUAAGGAUUUUACUGAUGAAAGAAUUGAUCAAAAAACUCUUGUCACACUUCCUGAGAAAUAUGAAGCCACAAUCUCUUCUUUAGAGAAUUCUAAGGAUCUAUCAAGCAUUACCUUAGCAGAAUUUGUUAAUGCUUUGCAGGCAUUGAAGAAAAGGAGAAUAAUGAGGAAAGAAGGUUCUAUUGAAGUUUUUUAA
Molecule: messenger RNA, 639 nt
Organism: Capsicum annuum
Lineage: Eukaryota; Viridiplantae; Streptophyta; Magnoliopsida; Solanales; Solanaceae
Exons: 1
Coding region: 1-639 (212 amino acids)
Source: RefSeq, a predicted model, not a curated record